GCGUGCUUCUGAUCCAAAAUGGCGGCCAGUGACUUUUAUCUUCGUUACUACGUUGGACAUAAAGGMAAAUUUGGACAUGAAUUCUUAGAAUUUGAGUUCCGUCCUGAUGGUAAACUWCGGUAUGCGAACAACUCGAACUACAAGAACGACACAAUGAUUCGAAAAGAGGUGUAUUGUCAUAAAGCAGUUAUAAAUGAAUUGAAGAGGAUCAUAGAUGACAGUGAGGUUUUAAAGGAAGAUGAUGCCAUGUGGCCACAACCAGACAGAGUUGGACGUCAGGAACUUGAAAUAGUGCACGGGGACCAACACAUCUGUUUCACAACAUCCAAAAUAGGUUCACUAGUUGAUAUCAAYCAAUGCAAGGAUCCAGAAGGACUGCGAUGCUUCUACUACCUUGUACAAGAUCUGAAAUGUAUGGUCUUCUCACUYAUCGGUCUACACUUUAAGAUCAAGCCUAUUUAAGCCUUGUAAAAUAUGUUUUUCACUUGAACUUCUGGCUUCCUUUUAAAUCUGAGUUUCCUACAUUGGAUUUUUGUAAUUCUUUCUUUUCUUUUCUUUUUUUAACACAAAUUUAGAAAACACACAAUUGUAUUCAGCUUGUUAUAGUAUACAUUGUAUUUAUAAUCUGUACUAAGAAUAGAUAUGAUCAAACUCCAUAUUCUCCUAUGAAAAACCCAUGUAAGGAGAAUUAGAGUCUUAUUAUUGAGCGUGUUCACUUGAAGUCACAGCGGCCAUAUUGGUGUAUCAAAACGAUACGUUUUCUAUCAUCUGGGAAUGGAUCUCUAUUUCCCACUUGCUCGAAUAAAAAACGACAAAAGAGGUCGACUUGGACCAAGUCUAGUAAAGACUGCAAAAAGUUUUUAUUGUUUGGCACACCGAUAUGGCUGCAUUGUCACGUGAGUGAAAACACUUUAUUUUGUGUAUCAUGCAUCCAAUAGGCCUUGCUUCCUGAGCACUGCAUCACUUUAUGUAUUGUACAGACAUUCUUUGUAAUAUUUUUUAGUUUGAUGCUCUUCCACAUUAAAUAUGUUCUCUUGA
Messenger RNA from Actinia tenebrosa (Australian red waratah sea anemone), 1038 nucleotides. Its product is annotated as protein mago nashi homolog. Gene Ontology annotation, biological process: RNA splicing. Gene Ontology annotation, cellular component: exon-exon junction complex; catalytic step 2 spliceosome; nucleus. The record is from RefSeq and is a predicted model, not a curated record. NCBI's taxonomy places the organism in Eukaryota, Metazoa, Cnidaria, Anthozoa, Actiniaria, Actiniidae.